AUGGUGGAACGCUUUCACCGCCAACUCAAGGCAUCUAUAAAAGCAGCUCCAGACAGUCCUCACUGGUUGGAACAUCUCCCUCUCAUCCUCCUUGGAAUUCGAUCCACGAUUAAGGAAGAACUGGGAUAUACUCCGGCCGAACUCGUUUAUGGCACAACACUCACCUUACCUGGGCAGAUGAUCGAACCUGUUUCACAAAACUUCCCUGACCCACAACAAUAUGUGCACCGAUUACGAACAUCCAUGUCGCAAGUAUCACCCUCAGGCCCCAGACAACAGAACGUCGUUUCACGUGUCCCAAAAGAUAUCAACACAUGGACUCAUGUCUUCGUGAGGAAUGAUGGGAUACCCUCUCAACUUCGACCACCAUAUUCCGGGCCCUACAAGGUCAUCAAAAGAGAACCCAAGUAUUUCGUCCUCGAUAUUGGAGGUAAACGAAAUACGGUCUCGAUUGAUCGUUUAAAAAAAGCUUUCAUCGAGGAGGACUUACAUUCAGUCCCCUCUUUUCCUCAAACAGACUCGGCAACUCCAGCGAACACCACAGAUGCUGCACAACCCCGACACACCAAAUCAGGAAGAACAGUUCGAUGGCCAGCAAGGUUUGUGCAAGUUUUUCGGUUUAAACAGAACCUUAAUGACAUCAACCUCACCAGUCUCAGAAGACCUACAAAGUCAAGGGCUCUGUGCCUUCCUUUUGAUUCAACUUUUUCUACAAAAAUCAAAGCAAGCAUUAUCCUUAUAUUCAACAAGGGUAAUAGGAAUGAAUGCAAUAAGUGUCAAGAGAUUUCUCUACUUGCUAUUGUUAAGAAGAUCAAGAGUGUGGCUCAACAGAGUGAGUUCAAAAAUCACAGUGGCUCUACUUGA
This is a messenger RNA of Octopus sinensis (East Asian common octopus), 864 nucleotides long. RefSeq lists its product as uncharacterized. The coding region runs from base 1 to 864 and encodes 287 amino acids. NCBI's taxonomy places the organism in Eukaryota, Metazoa, Mollusca, Cephalopoda, Octopoda, Octopodidae. Gene Ontology annotation, molecular function: nucleic acid binding. The record is from RefSeq and is a predicted model, not a curated record. The transcript is spliced from 3 exons.